This is a messenger RNA of Lasiosphaeria miniovina, 1895 nucleotides long. RefSeq lists its product as uncharacterized. The record is from RefSeq and is a predicted model, not a curated record. Bases 121 to 1794 code for a protein of 557 amino acids. The transcript is spliced from 3 exons. Lineage: Eukaryota; Fungi; Ascomycota; Sordariomycetes; Sordariales; Lasiosphaeriaceae.
UACCUACUUUGAUGAUCAAUACAGUCUAGCGCAUGGUCAGGUAUAAUCCGCCAUUAAGCUUGUGGCCUGCUCACUGUCUCGGCUGUGCCUGCCUGAUCACUUGUUCUUCCAGCAUCUGGGAUGGCUGGGCCAGACGACGCGAGGCAAGUCGAGCCUCGGGUCCACCGCUUCAGUCUGGAAAGCGUGUUCAUCAACGGCACUGUGAAUGGAUACAGGAACUCCCAGCUCGUGCUGAAGAUGCAAAUCGGCCUUGCCCCUCGCAGACCAUACACUGGCUCACAAACUAGGACCCCUAUUAGCCGUCCCCUCUUGAUGGUACAUGUCAAAGACAGGGCAGAUGAGCUGGAAAGGCUAGAACUAGACUCAUUCUCACUCGCCUCGGCAGACACGGAAUCAGCCUCCCAGCAUACGAUUGACUGCUUUACCACUGACCAUGUUCUUGUCUUCCGAUACCCGAAGCCAACAGAAAAUAAUUUAUGCACGCUCACGGUCAAGUUCCGGACUAUGCCCGAGUUCGACACAGCUCUUCAAGAACUAAGGGUAUUGAAACUGAAUAUCAGGCAUGUCCGAUCCAGCGAGGGCCUCAAUACAGCCUCAGAAAAUGCACUAGUCGGAUUAUUGGUGGUCCCCACCAACGACUCCUUGCCAGUGUUUAGACCGUUUAGUCAUUCGCCAAACCUCCAUAGCCCAAGCUCAUCAACUGCUUCUCAAUCUGGGACACAUGCUCAGUAUUCCCCAUACAUGGACGGCAUCAUGCGAUACUUGCCUCCCAGUCGUCCGCCAAGUCAGCCGACGGGGCAGGCUUUACACUUGCAUUCAGGCCGGCCAUCUGUGACUCAACGCCCUGCGACCACAAUGGGAAUUCCUGGAAUCCUUGGGGAAGGUAUCUACAAGAUCAGCAAAAUAAGUACCACCACUUCUGGUAGACCGAGGCCAAGAAGACCUCCGAUUACCUCUAGAUUCCAGGGCUCUGCAUUAUACACUGUCUCCAAACACCUCGACAAGACGCUAGGAAGCCAAGAUAAUGUUGACGCACCAGGACGAAAGUUUUUGCACGAAGACCGCUCUCAUUCCACGCGAACUGGAGAGCCCGGCAGAAGUUCAGCAAAUGCAGACAGCAGACAGCGCAGUCUCACAGACAAACUGCCUCUUAUUAUAUCUCAUGAUAAACCACAAAGCCUGGAGAAUUUACCAAGUGUAUUAGAUGAGCACCAGAACGCAGAAAACAACCCGCAUCAGCCAAAAAGAAACCGGUGGAAACGACUGAGCGAGAAAACUGUCGACAAAGAUCUGCUCAGCCGAUAUAAUGCGGCUGCGCUUCACGAAAGUCAGCAGGCGUCGAGGAUGGCGUCCAUCCCCGAAGACAGCCCCCUAAUGCCAAACGACCAAUUUAGCAGCAUUUCAAGAGAUAGGAGCAGCCGAUUUUUCUCUUCAAGACACGAGCAGCUGCUGAGGGCUGCAAGCUUCGACGACAAAUCCUACCCGCAUUCCAAACAAACCAGAAUGCCAUCCCCUGGUCUGGUUGCGCAUGAAAUUGAUCCCAGCAAUGGGAAAGACGACAAUUUGUUGCUCCGAAUCGCCGGGCUUAACCAAGAAGGGUUACGCGAGGCAACAAGACUAUGGGAAGACCUGAUGGAAAAAGGCAGACAUGAAACUGACUUGGUUGACGAUUUGGAGACGGCCUUUCAGAUUUGGGCAAAAUAUGGGGAGGCAUGGGCAAAGCGGCUGGACAAAAUAGCAGCCGCUACUUUCCAAAAGAUGAAGCAUGCUCGGGAUUCGAAGGGUGCUUCCUAAGAACGCCUACAAUUACCACUAUAUUUGGAGGUUUAGCAUCUGAAGACCGUAUCUAGCCCGACUUUCCACCGCUUCAAUUCGAGGCUUGCUUUAAGAAUAGC